CGAUUCUAGGGGCAGGGCGGGGCGGCGUUUCUCUAUCUGGCCAUUGGCUGUGGGAACCAUGAUCCUACACCAGGCUUCUGUCCAUUCCCGCCCCCCUCCCCACCCUUAUCUCCACUCGCCAGCCCUGGUGCUCUCCAGCGGCGCUGACUGAGCCCGGCCUCCCUGCUGUUCUAGCCCACGGCUGCUGCGCCAUCUUCACCCCCCUCUCGGGUCGGUUUUGUCUGUCAACGCAGCAGAGAUGCCGCUGGAAGGGGAGCCCAGCAGCCUGGCUAAAGUCGCUCAGCUCUUCAUCUUGUCUCUGGCCUGGGGGAUGCAGAUAUGGGUCACCUUCAUCUCAGGGUUUGUGCUGAUCCGGAGCGUGAGCCGACACACCUUCGGCCUCGUCCAGAGCAAGCUUUUCCCCUUCUACUUCUACACUCUGGUGGCCUGUGCCUUCCUCAACCUCUCCAUCUUCGCCUACUACCACCCCCGAGAGCUGCUGAGCGCUGGGGAAACCCUGCAGGGCUCGCUCUACUUCGUCUGCCUCCUCCUGGCCAGCGUUAAUGCCCUGGGCUUAUCCCCGGCCACCACGGCGGCCAUGUUCCGGUUGCAGGCCAUCGAGCGGGAGCAUGGCCUCGGCGGGGAGGUGGGGCUGGCGGCCCGGCGCGAGACGUACCAGCAGCUGCGGGAGAGGGACCCCAAGUACCAGGCCGCGCGGCAGACGUUCUUCAAACGCCAUGGGCUGUCGUCGCUCUGCAACCUCGCCUGCCUCGUCUGCAACGGAGUCAACCUGCUGUGCAUGGCGCUGCACCUCAGCAGCUUGUAGGCAGGGGCCCUGCCCGCGGGGAGGGGGCGGUGGCAUUGUUCUCGGGGGGGGGGGCCCACCCAGUAGGUGGGACUUGAUUGAGCGAGGGGCUUGGAAGUCCAGGCCCCACCGGGGUCUGAUUGGUGUUGCUUUCUAAGCCUGUAUCCCACGUCUGGCACCAGCUGGAGGUUCAUGUGUUGGGCAGGGCGGGGGAUGCAACCGACUUGGUGACUCAGCAGUGCUUUUCUCUGGGUUCUCUCCCCUGCUCUGGGAGGUGAGCAGGGUCUAGUGGGUGGGAGUGGGGGUAGGGGAGGGGGGGCAUGCUAGGGAGCAGGACUCCUGGGAGGGGAGUGGGAUCUAGUGGGUUAGAGCAGUGUGGGGACUGGGAGCCAGGACUCCUGGGUUCUGUCCCCAACUGGAGGAGGGGGGAGUGGGGUCUAGUGCCCCAGAGCAGGGGGAUAAACUAGAUCUCUUUAUUUUUUGUAAAUUAAAAUAAAAUCUCAGAGCCAGCUAAAAAGCUGCUUCUGCUAACAUGUGCCAGCGAACCAGCUGGGGACUGAAAUUUGCCCUGUGCUGAGGUCCCCAGGCCUCUUUCACACCGGGCUCUUUCAAAGGGCACCGUGGGAGAUGGAUGCCCAUUUCCCUUUGGAAACAGCCCCUCUCCCUCAUAGAGUUCAUUGUUGUUAGCUCCAGGGUGGCAGCAGCAGCAGCUGUGUUGGGUCCCCAUGGCGCGGCACCUAGAGAAGAGCUUAGCUGAAACAGGCAAAAUAUGGGAGGGGAAACUGAGGCACAGAGAGGGCAUGUCACAUGCCCAAGGUCACCCAGCUGGUGGUGGCAGAGCCGAGGAAUAGAACCCAGGUCUCCUGAGUCACAGUCGACUAGGCAACGCUGCCCCUUAUCAGAACCUCUGCGGGAUUUACUGGCAGUGCUUAGGCUGGCUCUCCGGAGCGCUCCGCUCUGGCGUCCCCUUGUCUAUUUCACGCUUCCUGUUCUGUUCUCGCUGUGCUCCGUUUUCUUGCUGAGCCUUGGCAGGCCGAGAUUGAGAAGCACGUUCCGUGGGCUCUUUGCCCUGCUUUUUAUUCCAGUUUGUACCAAUCAGAGGGGAAAAACUCCGAAUGAAAGUCCCCUUCCAGUGGGGUUCUUUGGGGGGAAAUAAAUCGCUCUUUUGUGCCUGUACAGCACCAUGCACAAAAGGGUAAUAGGCUAUGACCGGGGCUCCCUGAUGCUAUUGCAGUAGAAAUAAAGGAUCAUAUUCUCUGAGCCGCUUUUCUGUUCUAAAGUUUUCCAUUAAUAAAGGACGUAUUUACAAACUCA
Molecule: messenger RNA, 2098 nt
Organism: Gopherus flavomarginatus (Mexican gopher tortoise)
Lineage: Eukaryota; Metazoa; Chordata; Testudines; Testudinidae
Gene: TMEM205
Product: transmembrane protein 205
Exons: 4
Coding region: 239-805 (188 amino acids)
Source: RefSeq, a predicted model, not a curated record